GUACCGCGCACCGGUAUAUGCCGAUUAAUCACCCCCCUCCCCUUCCCCCGCACACACACACAGACGCGGGCGACGAGUCGCCGCCCCCUGGCUACAGUGGCUGACCUUGAGUUCGCAGCCCGCUCCGUAUCGGGGGGACGGUUUAGGUAUAUAGCCUUGGGGGGGACGGGAACCGGGGACAACCUACAACGUCAGCGGCGGUCCCAGCAACAUGGCUCGCAAGCUUUUCACUUGAAAACUCGCAUUUAACCGUGGUGAGCUUCCCGCUUGACUGUAAAUCAUCUCUCAAAUCCGAAUGAUAAAAUAAGUAACGGUGAGCCACCACGCUCACCUAAGAAUGGUUCUUUGCCAUCCCCCCUUGGAGCGUUGCCUGGGCGCGCCUCUGCAGCAGCUAUGAGCGCCACGCGGAGGGUUAUAUCAAUGGCCUUGGCGGAGGGGGCGCUGGCGGCGUCCCAUGCGCGGAGAUACCGGCGGCCGGAAUCGACCGUUUUGUAGCCGGUGAGAGAAGCUGUCGGGUGUCUGAAGGAUCACAAAGCUCGCAGUAAUGGCUACCGUGUUCGGCUACUGGGCGAUCAAGGGUCUUGGCCAGCCCUGCCGGCUGCUGCUGGAGCUGGCAGGAGAAGAGUACCAGGACAACAGGUUUGACCAGCUGCGAGCCGAGGAUGUCUGGAUCCAGGAGAAGGCCAAGAACCCGCACGGCCUGCCCUUCCCGAACCUACCCUACUACGUGGACGGCGACCAGAAGCUGACGCAGAGCUCUGCCAUCGUGCGUCACCUGGGGAGGAAGCACAACAUGGCCGCCAACAACGACGCCGAGGCCAGCCAGCUGGACAUGCUGGAGGGCGUGGUGAUCGACGUGCGCACGUGGUUCUUUGACCUGUGCUACCAGACCGAGGAGGGUUUCAAGGCCGGCCUGCCAGAGGCGGUGCAGCGUUCCACCACCUACUGCCAGCAGCUGAACGCCUACCUGGGCUCCAAGCCCUGGUUCCUCGGCGACCGCAUCACCUAUGUGGACGUCAUGGCCUACGACAUGCUGACCAACUGGCGCGAGCUGGAGCCCAAGGUGCUGGACGGGUCCGACAACCUCAAACAGCUGGUAGAUCGGUUCGAGGCGCUGCCCAACAUCAAAAAGUACAUGGAGAGCGACCGGUUCAUCAAGACCAUCAACGCCCACAUGGCGGUGUUCGGCGCCGCCAAGUGAGGCGCUCUCCCAGCGAGAGACGACUCAGAGUCGAGCCUGUGACGUCAUGAGUAUCACGGUCAGGGUAUCUGGGGGACAGUCGGUGGGAACAGACUCAGGAGGCCGAGCUCUGUGGGUGAUAUUGAAACUCGUUCAUCUCUGAUAUUGUCAAACAUGACAUUCCGGGUCGUCUAAAACAUUGUUUUGGGCGCUUUGUGACAAAGCCAUUGGCUCUAACUGCUGUUAGUCAUAAAAUGACGUAAAAUCAAUAAAUAACGUUGCUAA
Amphibalanus amphitrite is the source of this 1465-nucleotide messenger RNA. RefSeq names its product glutathione S-transferase Mu 1-like. The record is from RefSeq and is a predicted model, not a curated record. The coding region runs from base 545 to 1201 and encodes 218 amino acids. Lineage: Eukaryota; Metazoa; Arthropoda; Thecostraca; Balanomorpha; Balanidae. Gene Ontology annotation, biological process: glutathione metabolic process. The transcript is spliced from 3 exons. Gene Ontology annotation, molecular function: glutathione transferase activity.